Molecule: messenger RNA, 1884 nt
Organism: Durusdinium trenchii
Lineage: Eukaryota; Dinophyceae; Suessiales; Symbiodiniaceae
Source: the annotation of a GenBank genome assembly
AUGGAGAUGCCCAACCAGCCGAUUGGCCAAUUUCAAGAAAUUCUUCGUGCAGAGCUGAAGAAGGUGAAUCAGUUUGCCUGCGUGAAGCAUGAAGAUGUGUUCUUGGGCUUGCGAAGACUGUGUGCAUCAUGCAAGCGGCUUUCCCCAGAAGAAGUGGAACCUAUGGCGAAGAAGAUCCGUGGUUUGGGUGAAGAGAUUGUCCAUUUGGAUACGUAUGUCAGAUUGAACUACAUGGGUUUUCAGAUGCUCACGGAGAAGUUUGAUGCUUGCUUGGGAACUUCUGGCAGCCCGCUCUUCGUGUCAGGUCUCCACUGCGAACCUUUUUGCAAUAUUCGUUUCGAUGAUAUCCUGAUUUUGCUUGGUUUGGCAUGGGCGCGCUGGCGUUCAGCCCAAGCACCGGCGGAACAGUCAAAGGAUGCGACGUGGAAACCGCCGGAGAGCUUCAUCAGGAACACUUCGAAAUACUGGGUUCAGCCCGACAAAGUGGUGCUUCUGAAAACACGGAUUGUGGAGCAUUUACCGUAUUUGAUUUUUGGAGCCUCACAGUCGGAGCAAGAAAAGCUUUUAGAACCGUUUGCUCUUCUGGAUCUUGAGUAUAGUGGGGGCAUGGACAGCCAAGCCAUGAAUGCAUACGCGGGCACCAUGGAAGAAUCUCAAUUGUUGAGCUCGGUCUACUUCGACAGCCCGGACGCUAUUAGCUACCAGGAGCGGAUCAGGCGAGAAGAAGGGGCACGAUUGGUGAGGUUUCGAUGGUAUGGCGAGAACAACCAGGAAGAUGACAAAGAGAUAUACAUAGAGAGGAAGAUUCAUCACGAAGGAUGGGGAGGCGCGAAAUCUGCAAAGGAAAGAUGUGUACUUCCACAGUCCGAUGUGUUCGAUUUCAUGAAGGGCAAGUUCGACAUCGAGGCCUAUUUUGCAAAGUUGGCUGCCAAUGGCACCAAGGAGAAGACCAUCAAAGGAAUGAAACCUAUUGCGAUUGAGGUCAACAAAAUGAUUCAAGAAAAGAAGCUGCAGCCAAUUAUUCGAACAUCAUACUACAGAUGUGCGUUCCAGCUGGCAACUGACAACAAAGUGCGCAUUUCACUGGACACCCAGAUGUCGCUGCUGAAUGAAUACCAGGCGAAUGGUCAUCCAAACAAACCAUGGUGCCUUGUUGGGACUGACACCUUGCAGAGAGACGACAUCUAUCGGUUUCCGUAUGCCAUCCUGGAAAUCAAACUCCAGGAUGUGUCAGAAGCACCGCUCUGGCUCCGGCAAACACUCAAUGAUAUUGGGGCUAUCCAAGUCCACAAGUUUUCGAAGUUCCAGCAUGCGAUGGCCUUCCUCCAUCCGCAGCGAGUGCCCAUUCUGCCUCAUUGGCAUCAAGACUUCGAUGAAUGGCACAAAGCCAAGGAGGAAAGGAAGCUGCGUGUAGGCAAAGGCAACCUGUCCGCAAUGCUUCGAAGUGAGCCUGCAGUUGACGACCUUGCUGUGCCCAAUGUGUCGAAGAUCGUGGCACCUCAUGGUGAAGGACACUUCCUGAAGGACAUGGAAAAUCUAGAUCCCAAAGCUGUCUUUGCCAACGAGCGGACUUUGCUGCACUAUGCUGAGAAAGGCAUGUAUGUGGCUGCUGUAGCUGUGGUAGUUCUGCACCAAGGAGGCCGUUACAAGGUCCUUGGUGGGCUGCUAGUGGCGAUGACAGCAGUAUACUAUGUUUGGAUAUUGGUGGCCUACUUUCAGCGGCUUGAUGAGAUCAAAGGACGCUCAAAGGUGGUGAAGAACCGCGAAGCAAGACUUGAUUGGAGCAUCGGGCCGUUGCUGGCAGCCACCAUGGUCUCCGUGGUCCUGGGAUUCUCCUUGUACAAGGGUUGGCACGGCCUUUUGCAGCGUCAUGAGCUGGCGUGA